Messenger RNA from Ochotona princeps (American pika), 1830 nucleotides. Its product is annotated as zinc finger protein 585A-like. Gene Ontology annotation, biological process: negative regulation of transcription by RNA polymerase II. The record is from RefSeq and is a predicted model, not a curated record. Gene Ontology annotation, molecular function: DNA-binding transcription repressor activity, RNA polymerase II-specific. NCBI's taxonomy places the organism in Eukaryota, Metazoa, Chordata, Mammalia, Lagomorpha, Ochotonidae.
AUGGAGCAGAAGUCAGAACUCAUUAGUGAUCAGAUCUUUCGAAGUGCAGAGAAUCUGUAUGAAUGCACUGAGCGUGGAAAAGCCUUUCACCAGCAAUUAUCUCUCAUUGGGCAUCAGAAAAUCCACACAAGAAAAAAUUCUUAUGAAUGUAGUGAGUGUGGAAAAGAAUUUCCUCCUAAGUCAAGCCUAAUCAUACAUGAGAGGGUCCACACAGGGGAGGAAACUUAUGAAUUCAGGGAGUGGGGAAAAGGUUUUUCUACUAAGUCAAACAUAAAGGCACAUCACAGAAUGCACACUGGGGAAAAACCUUAUGAAUGUAUUGAGUGUGGAAAAUCUUUUUCUGAUAAGUCAAGAUUUAGAUCACAUCAGAGAAUUCACACAGGUGAAAAGUCUUAUGAAUGUAGUGAAUGUGGAAAAGCUUUUCUUCAUAAGUCACUGCUCAUUAUCCAUCAGAGAAUCCACACUGGGGAAAAACCUUACGAAUGUAGUGAUUGUGGAAAAGCUUUUACUCGUAAGUCAAACUUCAUUACUCAUCAAAGAACCCACACAGGGGAAAAACCUUAUGAAUGUAGUGAGUGUGGGAAAGCUUUUAUUCAUAAGUCAAGCAUGAUCAUACAUCAGAGAAUCCACACUGGGGAAAAACCUUAUGAGUGUAGUGAGUGUGGGAAAGGCUUUCCUUAUAAGCCACACCUCAUUACUCAUCAGAGGGUCCACACUGGGGAAAAACCUUAUGAAUGUAAUGAGUGUGGAAAAGAUUUUACUCAUAACUCAAACUUCAUUACUCAUCAGAGAAUCCACACAGGGGAAAAACCUUAUGAAUGUAGUGAGUGUGGAAAAGCUUUUAUUCGUAGGUCACACCUCAUUACUCAUCAGAGAAUCCACACUGGGGAAAAACCUUAUGAAUGUAGUGAGUGUGGAAAAGCCUUCUCUGAUAGGUCAAGCAUGAUCACACAUCAGAGAAUCCACACUGGGGAAAAACCUUAUGAAUGUAGUGAGUGUGGGAAAGGCUUUCCUUAUAAGCCACAGCUCUUUAGACAUCAGAGAAUCCACACUGGGGAGAAACCAAAUGAAUGUAGUGAGUGUGGAAAAGGCUUUUCUGAUAAGCCACAUCUCAUUAGAAAUCAAAGAGUCCACACUGGGGGAAAACCUUAUGAAUGUAGUAAGUGCGGAAAAGCUUUUACUUGUAAGUCACACCUAAACACGCAUCAGAGGUCUUCCAUUGGAAAAAAAUCUUAUGAAUGUAAUGAGUGUGGAAAAGAGUUUCCUCACAAGUCAAGCCUGAUCAUACAUAAGAGGGUCCACACAGGGGAGAAACCUUAUGAAUGCACGGAGUGGGGAAAAGGUUUUUCUCGUAAGUCAAACAUGAAUGCACAUCAUAGAUUGCACACUGGAGAAAAACCUUAUGCAUGUAUUGAAUGUGGGAAAUGGUUUUGCUAUAAGCAACACCUCAUUGUACAUCACAGAAUCCACACUGGGGAGAAACCUUAUGAAUGUAGUGAGUGUGGAAAAGGCUUUUCUGAUAAGCCACAGCUUUUUAGACAUCAGAGAAUGCACACUGGGGAAAAACCUUAUGAAUGUAGUGAGUGUGGAAAAGCUUUUAUUCUUAAGUCACACCUCAUUACUCAUCAGAGAAUCCACACUGGGGAAAAACGUUAUGAAUGUAGUGAGUGUGGAAAAGCUUUUAUUCAUAAGUCACACCUCAUUGCUCAUCAGAGAAUCCACACUGGGGAAAAACCUUAUGAAUGUAGAGAGUGUGAAAAAAGCUUUCCUUGUAAGCCAAAGCUCUUUAUACAUCAGAGGGUCCACACUGGGGAAAAACCUUAUGAAUGU